This is a messenger RNA of Bombina bombina (fire-bellied toad), 1347 nucleotides long. Its product is annotated as adenosine receptor A3-like. Gene Ontology annotation, biological process: G protein-coupled adenosine receptor signaling pathway. The transcript has 3 exons. Lineage: Eukaryota; Metazoa; Chordata; Amphibia; Anura; Bombinatoridae. The record is from RefSeq and is a predicted model, not a curated record. Gene Ontology annotation, cellular component: membrane; dendrite; synapse. Gene Ontology annotation, molecular function: G protein-coupled adenosine receptor activity. Bases 1 to 1347 code for a protein of 448 amino acids.
AUGAAAAAGUACCUUGAGAAAACAGACAGGAGCGCUUGGGUAUAUGGUCGCUGGACCUUGACUCUUCCUGUGUUCGGAUUUUCUGGCUCUCUCAGGAGCCUUCCAGCGACUAAGCUUCCCCUGUCAGGCUCGAGGGCGACCUCCUCUAGCUCGGAGCUCCGAGCAGACCUUGCCUUGCACGGGGCAGAACUAUUCAUCAGCACGUGCCGCGGACGCAGCACCACGUACAGCCCAGAUUCCUCCGCCAACCAACUGCCGGAUCCACUGCUGCCGACUCGGGCCCAGCGCUCACCAGGGAGCGAUCGAUCACCUCACCUCCAGCGGGGAAACCGGCAUCCGGACCCAGUGAUGGCAGACCACGGAUAUUUAGGUAUCAUGGGUAAUAAUACAGCAGAUGCCAAUAACAUAAAGAAUAUCUAUAUAGCAGUGGAGUCUGUAAUUGGAAUUAUUGCUAUUUUGGGCAACACCCUUGUUAUCUGGGCUGUGAAAGUUAAUCCAGCACUUCAAGAUACAACCUUUUACUUUAUUGUAUCACUGGCAUCGGCAGACCUGGCGGUUGGAAUUCUAGUUAUGCCCCUUGCCAUUAUUUUGAGUCUUGAUAAGGAAUUUGAUUUCUACAUCUGCUUGUUCAUGUGUUGUCUAAUCAUUAUCUUAACCAAUGUGUCGAUCCUGUCCUUGCUGGCUAUAGCGGUUGACCGGUAUUUGAGAAUUCGAAUACCAACCAACUACAGAACUGUGAUGACCAAAAAGAGAGUAUCAUUAUGUAUAAUCUUCUUCUGGAGUUUGUCUGGCCUGGGAGCAAUGGUGCCAAUGUUUGGUUGGAACAAUAGGUCAAAAUAUAAGGAACCUACCAUAAGGUGCAAUUUCCCCAAUGUCAUCAGCUUGGACUAUCUGGUUUACUUCUGCUUUUUUGGGUGGAUUCUUAUUCCUCUAUUUUUCAUGGUGGUCUUGUAUGUGAAGAUAUUCUACCUUAUGAGAAAACAGAUAAGACAAAGCGCUAACAAUUUUCAAAGCAGAGGGAUCUACUACAGAAAGGAGUUCAAGACAGCCACAUUAUUAGUUCUGGUCUUGGUAUUGUUCACUUUAUGUUGGUUGCCCAUAUCCAUUGUGAACUGUAUGAACUAUUUUUAUCCGAGUGUUGAGCUAUCUAUCGCAUUCCAACCAGUUAUUUUUGUAUCAAUUUUAUUGUCUCAUCUCAAUUCAGCUCUGAACCCAAUUCUCUAUGCAUUCAAAAUAAAGAAGUUUAAGUACACCUUUCUUAAUAUCAUAAGAACUUGGAUACUCUGCAAGGCUGAAGCAUCUGAAAGUCCUAUUACUGAAAACACCCUGGAAAAAUAUGAACCCUGA